Gastrolobium bilobum is the source of this 1991-nucleotide messenger RNA. RefSeq names its product EH domain-containing protein 2-like. Bases 174 to 1811 code for a protein of 545 amino acids. Gene Ontology annotation, molecular function: GTP binding; calcium ion binding; protein binding. The transcript has 16 exons. Gene Ontology annotation, cellular component: intracellular membrane-bounded organelle; cytoplasm; plasma membrane. Lineage: Eukaryota; Viridiplantae; Streptophyta; Magnoliopsida; Fabales; Fabaceae. The record is from RefSeq and is a predicted model, not a curated record. Gene Ontology annotation, biological process: endocytosis; endosomal transport.
AAAAUUGGUCUUGACGAUGCGAAGCAGGAUAGCGAAACUCGACCUGGAUAGCGUAACCUUUUGGAAAUUGAAAAAAGAAGGAACUCUCUCUCUCCUUAAGAACUUUAACUGAACUAUCUAUAAACUAACCCUUGAGAUUGACUUCACGGAUUCAAAAUUCUUUAGUUCCGAAGAUGAAAACGGUAUCCGAUUGGAUCGAUUCGUGUUCGAAAGAGCAAAUGAAGACGUAUCAGGAAUGGUUCAACUUGGCCGAUUCAGAUGGAGAUGGCCGUAUCACUGGGAAUGAUGCCACCAAGUUCUUUGCUCUCUCCAAUUUAUCUCGCUCUCAACUUAAGCAGGUUUGGGCUAUUGCCGAUAACAAAAGACAAGGUUUUUUAGGUUUUGAAGAGUUUGUAACGGCAAUGCAGCUCAUUGCCCUGGCACAGGCAGGAUAUGAUCUCAACUCGGAUAUCCUUAAAACUGAAAUUGAUGAGGAAAAUGUUAAACCUCCAGAAAUGGAAGGACUUGAUGCUUUAGUAGCAAAAACAAAGAGUUUAACAAUAAGUGCCCAACCUGAUGUAUUUGGGACUGCUCUGCCUCAGCCCUUACCAUCUAAUCCAUGGGUUGCUUCAAAAUCUGCAAAGAAAUUACCUCUCAAUGCAGUGACAUCAAUAAUUGAUGGCUUGAAGAGAUUGUAUGUGGAGAAGCUAAAGCCACUGGAGGUCACUUAUCGAUUCGAUGAUUUUGUAUCUCCAUUGUUGACCAACAGUGAUUUUGAUGCUAAACCGAUGGUCAUGCUUCUCGGUCAAUAUUCCACCGGAAAAACAACAUUUAUAAAACAUUUGCUAAGAUGUGAUUAUCCAGGAGCACACAUUGGACCAGAACCUACAACUGACAGAUUUGUUGUUGUCAUGUCUGGACCUGAUGAGAGGAGUAUUCCUGGAAAUACUAUAGCUGUUGAUGCUGACAUGCCUUUUAGUGGCCUGUCAACUUUUGGUGGUUCAUUUUUGUCAAAGUUCCAAUGUUCUCAAAUGCCACAUCCACUGCUAGAUGAAAUAACAUUUGUAGACACUCCUGGUGUCCUCUCUGGAGAAAAGCAAAGGACUCAACGAAGUUAUGAUUUCACUGGUGUUAUAUCUUGGUUUGCUGCAAAAUGUGAUCUGAUUCUUCUCCUAUUUGAUCCUCAUAAACUUGACAUUAGUGAUGAAUUUAAACGUGUAAUUUCAUCUCUACGCGGUCACGAUGACAAGAUACGUGUGGUUUUGAAUAAGGCAGAUCAAAUUGGAACUCAACAGCUCAUGAGAGUUUAUGGAGCAUUGAUGUGGUCAUUGGGGAAAGUUCUGAAUACUCCAGAAGUUGUGCGUGUAUAUAUUGGCUCAUUUAAUGAUAAGCCUAUAAAUGAAGGCUUUGUUGGCCCAUUAGGACAGGAGCUCUUUGAGAAGGAACAGAAUGAUCUCCUUGCAGAUUUGGUAGAUAUUCCACGAAAGGCAUGCGACAGUCGGAUCAACGAAUUUGUGAAACGUGCUAGAUCUGCAAAAAUGCAUGCAUAUAUAAUUAGCCAUCUUAAGAUGGAGAUGCCUGCAAUGAUGGGUAAAGCUAAGGUUCAACAAAGGCUUAUUGACAACCUUGAAGAUGAAUUUAAAAAGGUUCAAAGGGAGUUUCAUCUACCAGCUGGUGAUUUUCCCAACGUGGAACACUUCAGAGAGGUUUUGAGUGGUUACAGCAUUGACAGAUUUGAGAAAGUAAAGCCCAAAAUGAUUCAAGCCGUAGACGACAUGCUUGGAUACGGAAUACCUGAGCUGUUAAAGAAAUUCAGAAAUCCUUAUGAUUGAAUUGAAAAAUGUUUAAGCAUGUAAUUGAUUUUGUCAUGAAUGUUUCUUGGCUGAGAUUUUGAAUUUAGAUUCUUAAGAAAUAGAUGGUGGAUUUUUUUUCAUGUUCAAUGUCUUAGUGUCCAUUCCUCAUACAGUCCAUGGUAAAACUUUCGCCUUUACAUGAGAGUGAAGGUGCAGCAU